Megachile rotundata (alfalfa leafcutting bee) is the source of this 1589-nucleotide messenger RNA. RefSeq names its product solute carrier family 35 member G1. NCBI's taxonomy places the organism in Eukaryota, Metazoa, Arthropoda, Insecta, Hymenoptera, Megachilidae. The record is from RefSeq and is a predicted model, not a curated record. Gene Ontology annotation, cellular component: membrane.
UCUAAAACAUUUGUUAGAUUCCCUAAAUUCUAUUAUAGUUUAUAUUUUAUAGUUUUAUGUACGGACGAGUCGCAAUCCGAUCACUGUUACAUUUUCCAAAUCUUCCUACCAGCAUUAAUCCCUGAUAAUCUGUUUGACGUGCAAAGCUGUAUGUUAAUUCUAUCAAAUGGCAGAUGUACUAGCGGUACACGCUACUAUACCACAAAUGUCUCGUUCAGUAUAAUCGUGUAUCGUAGCUGUAAAAGUAUGAAAACGAUGAAGUUCACCAUCGAGUCUACUACUUCUUACAACAGCAUACAUCCAACAUAUCAAUACACAGAACAAUUUGCUAAUAAUGCUGAAACGUAUCAAGAUGGUACCAAAUGGUUUGGAGUAUUUUUGGCAUUUUUAUCAGGUACAUUUUUUACAAUUAGUUCUGCAUUAGUCAAAGCAGUUCAAAAUGUACACCCUAUGAUGUUGUUGGCCAUCAGAGCUGUUCUACAAAUGUUAGUUAUGGCUGGUGUAGCAAUUAAAGUUUCCAAAAGUCUGUUUGGCCCUAAAGGACAAAGAAUGCUGUUACAUUUACAGGGAAUUGUAGGUGGUGCAACUCUAUCGUUAUUAUAUUAUAGUUUUCGCAAAUUACCUAUCGGAGAUGCUACGACGAUCAUAUUUAGCUCACCAGUGAUUGUUAUCGCAUUGUCUUUUAUACUUUUAAAAGAACCUUGUGGAAUAUUACGUGUAUUAGUUGUAUGUGCGCUUUUUGCGGGUGUAGUUUUUGUAUCUAGACCACCAUUUCUAUUUCAGGUAUGUUUUUCGUACAAUCUUUAUGCGUCAUUGAUUUCGUAUCAAACAUUUUCUCUACAGGUCCAUAGAGUCGAACCAUACAACCUAAUGGGAUACGUGUGCGCUAUCCUGGCAACUGUCUUCACAGCACUCAACAUAGUUAUCAUGAGAAAGUGUUCAGAAAUUCAUUAUUCAACGAUAAUCUUCAAUUUAUCAUGGUGGUCACUUGUUACAGCAGUAUUCUUCUAUUUUACUGUGUCUGAACAUCAUGAACAAAUCCCAAAGUUACCAGUCGACUGGAUCACUUGGAGCAAAAUAUUAUUGGUUGCGGUAACUGGAUUAUCAGGCCAGAUUUUAGUAACUAAUGCAUUAAAGAUAGAAGGAGCUGGUAAAGUCUCAGUGACCAGAUCUUUGGACAUCAUUUUGGCGUACAUUGUGCAAGUAUACUUUUUUGGAGACCGUCCUACAUCAACUAGCAUCGUUGGAGCAUUACUAGUUAUAGCCGCUGUUGUAUGUAUGGGAUUUGAAAAAGAAAUUUAUGGUAUUUGUGAUUUUAUUCCCUAGUCAAAGAUACAAUAUCUUAAAUUUACCUGGUCUUAGCAUAAACAUAGACACUAUUAUACAUACGUGUUGUUAUGAAUGGUGAAAACAUUGUUACCAUAUCACUAUUUCAUCAUUUUUAUAAUAUAAAAUUUUAAGACUUUAUACAAUAUAAAGUCAAAUUAUAUGUAACUGUUAUCAAUUUACAGUUUUUCUUUAUUUUUACCGCAGUUUGUACCUCGCAUAUAUUCCCAUUUCAAACGAAAUCAAACAAAUCAAAUAAUUGA